AAUACCAUGGACUAGUACGCGGCUCCCGAGGAAUGCAGAUUGAAGUCCACAAAUAUGUAUUGAGCCUCUCAGGCUGAGGGCGCCGGACCGCGGAAUCGAGUGUCGAGAGAAAAGGAAGGGGAGCGAGUUUUCAUCGCCGCAGCCAUGAACCUCAGCGUUGUCAAUGGGACCUGGAAUGAUUCCGGCCCGUGGAACGCCACGGACCUCCUGGACACCAAGUUCCUCCAGCCCAAGUGGCUCAUCGCCCUCUGGGCUCUUGCCUACUCCGCCAUCGUGCUGGUGGCGGUCUGCGGAAACAUAGUGGUCAUGUGGAUUAUCCUGGCGCACAAGAGGAUGAGGACGGUCACCAACUACUUGUUGGUCAACUUGGCGUUCGCCGAGACCUCCAUGGCCGCAUUCAACACGGUCAUCAACUUUGUCUACAGUAUCCACAACGACUGGUACUUCGGCGCCGGCUACUGCCGCUUCCAGAACUUCUUCCCCAUCACUGCCAUGUUCGCCAGCAUCUACUCCAUGACGGCGAUCGCUAUCGACAGGUACAUGGCUAUCAUUCACCCGCUGAAACCAAGACUGUCGGCAACUGCAACCAAAGUCGUCAUUGGCGUCAUCUGGGUGAUGGCCCUAACCCUUGCCUUUCCGCAGUGCUAUUACUCCAAAACAGAGCAGUUCCCAGGCAGAGUCGUGUGUUACGUGGAGUGGCCGGAGAAUGAAGAGAGCAAAGAGGAAGGCAUGUACCACAUCUGUGUGAUAGCCCUUGUCUACUUCAUGCCCCUGAUUGUGAUGGGGUUUACGUACACAGUUGUGGGCAGGACGCUGUGGGCCAGUGAGAUUCCGGGGGAUUCCUCAGACAGAUAUAGGGAGCAGCUCAUUUCCAAGAGGAAGGUGGUGAAGAUGAUGAUUGUAGUGGUGACUACCUUCGCUGUGUGCUGGCUUCCCUUUCACAUCUACUUCCUGCUUGCCCUCUUCCACCCUGAGAUCUACCAGGAGAAAUACAUCCAGCAAGUAUACCUGGCCAUCUUCUGGCUCGCCAUGAGUUCCACAAUGUACAAUCCCAUAAUCUACUGCUGUCUCAAUGAACGGUAA
Molecule: messenger RNA, 1083 nt
Organism: Mobula hypostoma (lesser devil ray)
Lineage: Eukaryota; Metazoa; Chordata; Chondrichthyes; Myliobatiformes; Myliobatidae
Gene: npffr1l2
Product: neuropeptide FF receptor 1 like 2
Exons: 4
Coding region: 145-1083 (312 amino acids)
Biological process (GO): positive regulation of flagellated sperm motility; G protein-coupled receptor signaling pathway
Cellular component (GO): sperm midpiece; plasma membrane
Molecular function (GO): substance P receptor activity
Source: RefSeq, a predicted model, not a curated record